AUGAGGGUCUUUUUCUGGAAUAUUCGUGGAGUGAGGAAGGCUGCUAGUAAAAGGGCCUUACGAAUGCUGGUGAAGGCGUUUUUCCCGGAUAUUUUAUGCUUGGCUGAACCUAUGGUUCAAGUGAGUAGAUUUCUAGCUCUAUUUUUCAAUAAGUUGGGUUAUUCUUUUGAUUUUAUUCAUAAUAAUAGGCAGAAUAAGGUUCCAAAUUUGUGGAUUAUUUGGAAGUGUGGGAUAGCUCGUCCAAUUGUUAAAGCAAUGUCGGAACAACAUAUUUCAGUGGAGUGUGACUGGCCUGGUAGCAAGAUUGGCCUAUCUUUUGUUCAUGCGAGUUCUUUCAAAGUAGUUCGUCGCCAGUUAUGGUUGGAGUUGGAAUCGCAGGUUUCAUCUGCGAUCCCAUGGUCUGUUCUUGGAGAUUUUAAUGCAACCUUGUUUUCCAAUGAAAAAAGGGGGCCAGGAACCUUUAAUCUUGGCUCUGUUGCAGAAUUCCAGGCGGUGAUAGAUGCUUGUUUGUUAUUACCAAUUUCAUCUACUGGAAAAAAAUUUACCUGGACAAACAAUAGGAGAAGAGGACAUGUGGCAGCAGUGUUGGAUCGUAGCUUUUGUAAUGAAAAAUGGAUAGAUUUUUUCAGAAAUGUUAUGCAGCGUGUCUUGUUGAGUUUGGUAUCAGAUCAUGCUCCGUUGCUUGUAAUUUCUGAUAUUGUCUCAAAGCCGAAUAACAUUCCAUUCAGGUUCCAUGGAUUUUGGAUGGAAAAUGAAAAUUUUCUUCCAGUGGUUGAUGAGGCGUGGAAGAUGCAGAUAAAAGGUGAUCCUAUAUAUGUUUUAUCGGCAAAGCUGAAGAGAGUAAAGGGGGUGUUAAAGGUAUGGGCUCAUGAUUCCUUUCCAAAUAUUAAUAUGGAGUUAGAGCAGGCAACGAAGGCUUUAAAAUCGAUCCAAGACUCAAUUGAAGAAUCAGGUAUGUCUGAUGAUCUUUUCAAUAAAGAGGCUGAUGCUAAAACGGCCUUGUUGAUUGCCAGUCGUAGACACGAGGCUCUUUGGGCUGAGAAGGCGAAACUGAGAUGGGUGAAAAAUGGGGACUGCAACUCCAAGCUUUUUCAUCUCUCUGUGAAGAUGAGGAGGGCGAGAAAUCAAAUUUCUGCUUUAAAGCGGGAGGAUGGGUCUUGGGUCUUGGAUCAAAGGGGAAUUGCUGAGUAUAUUGCCUCUUUCUUCGAGAAGUUUCAUGAACCAACCAGUAUUAUAGAGCAUCCUGAUCUUCUGGAUUGUAUUCCCAAAAUUCUGUCCAAUGAAGAUGUGGCUAGUCUAGAAGCGAUUCCUGGCAGAGAAGAAAUCAAAAAAGCAGUGUGGGAUAUGGAUCCUGAUAGUUCUCCUGGUCCUGAUGGAUUUCCAGGAAAAUUUUUUAGGAAAUGUUGGGAGAUAGUGGAGACGGACUUUGGUAAGGCAGUUGUUUAUUUUUUUCAAAUGGGAUACUUGCCCAAAGGAAUAAAUAACUGUUUUAUUUCCUUAAUUCCAAAAUCUGAUGGUGUUUCCUCUCUGGAUAAAUUUAGGCCAAUAUGCAUGGGUAAUUUUUUCUGUAAGAUUCUAUCUAAAAUUAUGUCCCCCAGGCUUAUGCCUCUUUUGCCGCGAUUGGUCUCAGAUGAGCAAGGUGCAUUCCAGAAGGGUAAGAUUAUUUCUUCAAAUAUUAGUCUGGCCUCGGAGCUGGCAAAUCUUAUGCAUUCCGCUGUGAGAGGUGGAGGAAUGGGAUUGAAAUUGGACGUGCAGAAGGCAUAUGAUUCCUUAUCAUGGAAAUUCCUUUUUGCCUCAUUGGUAAAGUUUGGUUUCUCGGACAAAUGGAUCUCUUGGAUCCAGCUUCUUUUAAGCUCUUUCAGGUUAUCUGUUUUAGUGAAUGGAGGGUCAGUGGGUUUUUCCCAGUGGGUAAAGGUCUGA
Messenger RNA from Macadamia integrifolia, 1920 nucleotides. RefSeq lists its product as uncharacterized. Gene Ontology annotation, molecular function: catalytic activity. The record is from RefSeq and is a predicted model, not a curated record. Lineage: Eukaryota; Viridiplantae; Streptophyta; Magnoliopsida; Proteales; Proteaceae. The coding region runs from base 1 to 1920 and encodes 639 amino acids. The transcript has a single exon.